AUAAAUGAAAGGUCAUGAAGGGCUGAGAUUGAGAUAAAAAAAAGAAUGAAUAAUGAGGAAUAUUCUAGAAGAUAUGGCCAGACUGUAAAGACGACGGUCGCUCGCCCCAGGUGGGCCAGGCCUAUCUAUCCAUCCACCUAUACCAAUCAUAGAUGAUCGCGGGCGCAGCAGCUCGAGCUUCUGGCUGGCUGGCUGGCUCACGAAAGGCCCAUGCCCCAAUCAUCGUCGCCGGCUCCCUUCGUGGGCCCCACGCCCGCUUCGGUUGUAGGCGACGGCCCAUACGGUCCACCGAGGACCCGGUCCACGCCACGCCAUCUCCUUCCUCCUCGUCUGACCUCUCGACUCUCGUCGUCGACGAAGGAAGGAUUUCCGCCUCCGCCUCCGCCUCCGCCCCGGCCGCCUUUUCGCGCUGGCCCGCCGCUGCAUUUCCCGGUGGCCUCGCCGCGUGCGGCCGCGAGACGUGGGGGCCUGCUGCGGUCCUCGCCCGCGUCGUCUCCCCGUGGGGGGCGUGCCUGCCUGGGACCGUUGAGACGAGAAGCCUUGCACCUGUUCUGUUCAAGACGUCAGGUGUUGGUAUUUGAGUGGCAAUUGAGUGGUUGGGGAACCUGAUUGGCCACAAGCAUUGUUGGUCCACCGAUGGGGAGCAAUGACCCUAGCACACCCUCCAAGGCUUCAAAGGCAUCAGAACAAGAUCAACCUCCAGCUACCACAUCCAGUGGAACACCUUCAGUGUACCCUGAAUGGCCCAGCUUUCAGGCCUACUCAGCAAUUCCACCACAUGGGUUCUUCCCCCCUACCGUUGCUGCAAAUCCACAGGCCCAUCCAUACAUGUGGGGAGCUCAGCCCAUGGUACCACCUUAUGGGACGCCACCACCACCUUAUGUGAUGUAUCCACCUGGAACAGUAUAUGCCCAUCCCUCUACACCUCCUACUAUGCAUCCAUUUAGUCAUUAUCCUAUGCCAACAAACGGACAUGCUGAAACCCCUGGAGCUGCACCAAGUGCUCCAGAAAUGAAUGGGAAAAGUGAGCCUGGCAGAACAUCUGCUCCAUCUGCCAAUGGGAUUACCUCCCACAGUGAGAGUGGAAGUGAGAGUGAGAGUGAAGGAAGUGAUGCCAAUUCUCAAAAUGAUUCACACUCAAAGGACAAUGAUGGAAAGGAAGAUGGCAAUUCUCAGAAUGGCAUAUCUUAUUCAGCAUCACAAGGAAUGUUAAACCAAACCAUGGCGAUGCUUCCAGUACAACCGGGUGCAAUGGUUGGAGGAGUUCCUAGCUCCACAGCUAACUUGAAUAUUGGAAUGGAUUAUUGGGCAGCUUCAGGUUCUGCAGCUGUCCCUGGAACGCAUGGCAAAGCACCAGUUGGUUCAGCUCGGGGAGACCAAUGGGAUGAAAGGGAACUCAAGAAGCAAAAACGAAAGCAGUCUAAUAGAGAAUCAGCACGCAGAUCCCGGCUGCGCAAACAGGCUGAGUGCGAGGAGCUUGGGCAACGUGCUGAAGCUUUGAGGUCGGAGAACUCCUCUCUCAGGGCCGAGCUUGAGCGGAUCAGAAAGGAGUAUGAACAGCUACUUUCACAGAAUGCUUCCCUCAAGGAAAAGCUGGGGGCCACCAGUGAUUCUAUUCCUGAUAUGAAUGAAAAGAACGACGGCGACGGCAGCUACAAGAGACAACAUGAUUCCGAUGCCCAGUCUUGACCCGUUUAGCCCAGGAUUCUUGGAAUGCACAUUGCUAUUUAUUUUCUUGAACAACAUAGGAAAGAGAAUUAUUUAUGUAACUCUACCUCCUCGACUGAUCGACUAACGUCUCUGACGGCAUGUAUAUAACAUAUAUGCCCUCACUGCUGUACCAGUAAUUUAGGAAUUACAGACAAAAAGGGAAAACUUACUUGAUGUUGUUCGAGAUGGACUACAGCUUGACUAAAAAAGCAGCUAUGUACGAAAGUGCAAAGUACACCA
Molecule: messenger RNA, 1950 nt
Organism: Sorghum bicolor (sorghum)
Lineage: Eukaryota; Viridiplantae; Streptophyta; Magnoliopsida; Poales; Poaceae
Product: transcription factor HBP-1a
Exons: 14
Coding region: 637-1689 (350 amino acids)
Biological process (GO): regulation of DNA-templated transcription
Cellular component (GO): nucleus
Molecular function (GO): sequence-specific DNA binding; DNA-binding transcription factor activity
Source: RefSeq, a predicted model, not a curated record